AAUAUUUUCAAUUCACUUUCGCCUUCCAUGUAUCGUUCCAAUGCCGUUGUCUUUUAUUUAUUUAUAUAUUUUUACCGACAUUGAAACAAUGAACCAAAGAUUUUAAAGUCAAAUAUUCCUUGAAAUUUAAAAGUUAAAUUAAAAAGAAAUACUCUAAAAAGAAAACUAACAAAUAAAAAAAAAAAAGAAAAAAAAGAAAAAUGAAGAAACAGGCACUGUCAGUUUCAUCUUAUCGCUGGGGCCUCUCACUGCAUUGAGGCUGAGACCGUCAAUUCCAUCUCUAUGGAGAUCAAAAAUAAAAAAUUAAAAUUUAACGGUGGAUGAUCGACUAGAGAAUGCUGAAGCCGUAUCAAGUAUAUAACACACACAGCCUUUCACUCUGCUACAACGACUACUUACUUUUACAACUGCUUCUGUGUUUCUGGUCUUCUCUAUUCUCUCUCUGUCUCUCUCUCGCAAGAAACACCAAGAAAAUUUUAUAUCUUCUCCAAGUAGCACACAAGAAUUCUUCAAUGGCGAAAUCUAUUUGCUUUUGUUUACAGAAGCUUGUGUUUUUCAUCUUGUUGAGUGCCAUCGUUUCUCAUGCCAGACCACCACAAGUGCUUCCUCGUCAAGAGCCAAGCUACCUGAAGUUCGUGUUCAACGCCACGGACUUACCCUCGGAGGACUACUACGACUACAUCGUCGUCGGAGGAGGCACCGCCGGCUGCCCAUUGGCGGCGAGUCUCUCCCACACAUUCCGAGUCCUCUUGCUGGAACGCGGUGGAAUCGCAUACGGCAAGGCCAACCUCAUGACCCAAGACGGUUUCUUAUCCACCCUAGUGGAAGUCAACGCCUUUGACUCGCCGGCCCAAGCCUUCACCUCAGAAGACGGAGUUCCGAACGCCAGGGGUCGCGUUCUCGGCGGCAGCAGUGCGAUUAACGCCGGCUUCUACAGCCGAGCCGACAUGGACUUUUAUAAGAAUUCGGGGAUCAACUGGGACCUCAAGCUGGUCAACGAAUCCUACGAUUGGGUCGAAAGGGCAAUCGUUUUCCGACCCGAAUUGAAGAACUGGCAGUCGGCGGUACGUGACGGGUUGCUGGAAGCGGGUGUGGAUCCCUAUAAUGGGUUCAGUUUGGAUCAUAUUCCGGGUACCAAGAUUGGCGGGUCGACGUUCGAUAGCUUCGGACGGAGACACAGUGCGGCGGAUCUUUUGCUCUACGCCAGGGCCGCGAAUAUCCGAGUUGGGGUUUACGCAAGCGUCGAGAGGGUUCUCUUGGCCUCGACGACGCCAUUUUCUGGGUCAAGACAGUCGGCCAUUGGCGUCGUUUUCAGGGAUUCGAACGGGAGGUACCACCACGCGAUGGUGAGGAGGCACGGCGAGGUGAUUCUCUCUGCCGGCGCAAUCGGAAGCCCACAGCUGCUCCUUCUCUCCGGCGUUGGUCCCCGGCCACAACUCUCGGCUUGGGGAAUUCCAGUGGCCCGCCAUUCACCCUACGUCGGACAGUUUCUGUACGAUAAUCCCAGGAAUGGAAUCUCCAUUGUCCCUUCGAUUCCGUUGGAGCAUUCUCUCAUACAGGUUGUGGGCAUUACUGAAGACGGAGCUUACAUCGAAGCAGCUUCCAAUAUCAUUCCCUUCGCUUCGCCAGCUCGCUCAGUCUUCAUCCAUACACCGUCUUCUCCACUGUACCUAACGGUGGCAACUCUCAUGGAGAAGAUCGUGGGCCCGGUGUCAUCUGGGUCGCUGAGACUGGGUUCAUUGGACGUGAGAGUGAACCCCAUUAUCCGAUUCAACUACUUCAACAACCCGGUGGACGUCCGGCGGUGCGUGAACGGCACGAGGAAGCUCGCCGGAGUGCUGAGGAGCCGGUCCAUGGAGGAUUUCAAGUUCAGGGACUGGUUCGGGAACAGGGAUUUCAGGUUCGUUGGGCCAGCGCUGCCUGUGAACCAAACGGAUGAGGAUCAGAUGGCGGACUUCUGCAGGAGGACGGUGAGCACGAUCUGGCACUACCAUGGAGGUUGCGUGGUUGGGAAGGUGGUUGAUGGGGAUUUCAUGGUUAUGGGGAUGAAUGGGCUUCGGGUCGUUGACGGGUCGGUGUUUGGUGUGUCGCCGGGGACGAACCCUCAGGCGACGUUGAUGAUGAUGGGGAGGUAUGUGGGGAUGAAGAUCAUAAGGGACCGGUUGAGAUAUAGUUGAUUGAUUGUUUCGUGGGAAAAAAGCAUAGAGAGGUUACCCGCCAAAUUCCUUGCUCGUUUUCGAAAUUUGUGUAGAGAUUUUGACUUUGACUUUUUUGAAUUAGGAUUUUCUUUCUUUUAUGAAUAUUUGUUGUAAAUCUGUAAAGGAAGAUUAAAGGGCCCAAUGGGGUUACAUUUAGACCCAAUGACCCAAUUCUU
Messenger RNA from Ziziphus jujuba (common jujube), 2374 nucleotides. Its product is annotated as (R)-mandelonitrile lyase-like. The record is from RefSeq and is a predicted model, not a curated record. Bases 336 to 2177 code for a protein of 613 amino acids. Gene Ontology annotation, molecular function: oxidoreductase activity, acting on CH-OH group of donors; flavin adenine dinucleotide binding. Lineage: Eukaryota; Viridiplantae; Streptophyta; Magnoliopsida; Rosales; Rhamnaceae. The transcript has 2 exons.